CAACAAUGUGACAAUACUUGGACCUAAGACGAUUUCAACAGAGAACAAAAAGUUUCAUUUCAUUCCGUUGGAAGGAUUAAUUGAAGCGACUGUGGCAUCAGGCGUGUUCCAACCUGAGGCGCUUAUGCAUCUCUCUGUGCUGGGCAAUAUCAAGAUAUGCAAUGAAUUCUCUCUUAUGACAUGCAACCAUACUCUCCAUACCAAAGGUCUCCAAAAGCUGAUCGAUUAUCCAAAAGAUUUCCAAUUUGAUCUGAUUAUUUUAGACCUUACUGUAACGCCUUGUUUCUUACCAUUGAUUGAAAGGUUCAAUUCACCUCCUGCUAUCGUGAUAUCUGCAAUGAUACUACCACCCGUUUUGUCGGAAUUAUUCGGAAACAGCUUCCCAGUAUCAUAUAUACCGUAUAUUUUGUUGAAGAAUACGGCUAGAAUGAAUUUUUUGGAGAGAUUGAAUAAUUUCAUCUUCUACGAAAUUGAUCUUUAUUGGAAAGCUUACUCGUUUUCUACCAUGGAACAGAUGUCGAGAAGGGUAUUCGGAGAAAACAUGCAGAGUUUGGAUGCCCUGGGUAAGAAACCAACGUUUCUCUUGUGUAACUUGAGCCCAGGAUUCCACUAUUCUCAACCACUUACGCCUAAUGUCAUCCCUGUGGGUGGACUGCAUAUCGACACUAAGAAAAAACUCCCCCAGGAUUUGCAAGAUAUCAUGGACUCUGCAAAAAACGGGGUCAUAUUAUUUUCCUUAGGAACUAACGUGAGAUCCGAUAAAAUGAGCUCCGAAAAGAGAAACAACAUUCUGAAGGCUUUUAGUAAGAUGAAUCAAACAGUCUUAUGGAAAUUCGAAUCUAAUAUAACAAAUUAUCCAAAAAACGUGAUUAUCAGGAAAUGGACACCGCAGACUGAAAUACUCGCUCAUCCGAAUUUGAAAUUAUUCAUUACUCACGGAGGUGGUUUGAGUACAAUUGAGGCGGCUUUUUAUGGAAUACCGAUGGUGGGUAUCCCAUUUUUCGUAGACCAAUAUUCUAAUAUGGAACUGGUUGAAACUAGAGAAAUAGGAGUCACGUUGGAUUAUGAAACUUUGACUUCAGAAAGUUUGGUGGAAGCAGUCAACAACGUUUUAACAAACCCAAAGUAUCUCAAGAAUGCGAGAAGAAUAUCUUCAUUAAUGAGGGAUCAACCACAAACUUCAAUGGAGCGAGCGUUAUUUUGGAUUGAAUUCGCGAUGCGGAACAACGGCACCAACAUUUAUGAUCCUCAAUCAAGGCACAUUUCGGGUUUCAUUUCGUCUUCAUUUGACAUUUACCUAUUUUUUUUAUUGAUACUUUGCAUAUUUUUGUACUCUUUAUCGAAAGUAUUGUCGGUCUUAUGGAUACUUGUGAAUAAUUGGAAGCAGAAAAAAGUGAAAAUGAAUUGAUAAUGAUCAGUCAUAGAUGUAUAUACACUCGAAUAAUCGAUCCAUUCGAAAUGUUGAUAUUGAAAUAUUGAUCAAUAAAUUCAAGA
Messenger RNA from Phaedon cochleariae (mustard beetle), 1494 nucleotides. The record is from the annotation of a GenBank genome assembly. NCBI's taxonomy places the organism in Eukaryota, Metazoa, Arthropoda, Insecta, Coleoptera, Chrysomelidae.